AUGAGUAAAAAAGGCAGUCAGUUGAUCACACAUGGUUCUAUAAAUAAGUUNCACUUCCAGCCAGACACCGCAUUUGGAGCCAAUUUUUACCAGCUGCUUCCUGCUGCUCAGUUGUUCAUUAUUCUGUUCCGAUCAUCAGUCGUACAGUUAAAUGAGGGCCUUUUCGACCGCAGAUAUGGAAAAACAGAACCAAAUAUGACCGAAUCUGAGCUUGUGACUGAGGACAUCACAUCACUGGUUCAGUGCUUACUAGCUUGUAUGGUCAAGCGAUGUUGUGUGGCCGUCUCCUACGACUGGGAGAAAGGACAGUGUCGAACAUCGUCACGAGCGUUCCUAGAAGGGGAGGGAGGACACAUGCACUCCAGUUUACAGUUCCAUGGUCUCUCGGCUAAAACAAGGAUAACCUUUGACGUCUACUGUGAUAUGGACACUCCUGGAGGACCGUGGACGGUGAUUCAAAACAGAUAUGACGGUAGCGUUGACUUCAUGCGGUCCUGGACGGAGUACAAAGAAGGAUUUGGAUAUCUACAUGGAGAAUUCUGGCUAGGAAUGGAGCCAAUUAGAAGCCUGUUGGAGUUGAGACAAUCCCUGCGCAUCACGUUGGAGAGUUGGCAAGGGGAUGUCAAGUACGCAGAUUAUACAACAUUUGAUAUAGGAUCUGAGACAGAGAAGUACAUGUUGACACUGCAACACUCCAAUGGUACAUCAGAUGACGUGAUGUGGUUCCACACCGCGAUGGCUUUCUCUACGUUUGACCGCGACAAUGACAAUGCCCCGAACAGUUGCAGCAAUCUUUAUAAGGGGGCGUGGUGGUACAAUUGGUGCCAAAGGAGUAACUUGAAUGGACUUUAUGUCGAAGAUACCGGUAAAAACGAUGCAGCUGCAAUGACGUGGAAAUAUUUCUACGCUGGUCGACCAUUUCCUCCAUUACGGAAGUGUAAGAUGAUGGUUAAACGACCACCUAGUCCUGUAACCGGAUCAAUAUUUUCUGUGGGCUAG
Molecule: messenger RNA, 999 nt
Organism: Mizuhopecten yessoensis (Yesso scallop)
Lineage: Eukaryota; Metazoa; Mollusca; Bivalvia; Pectinida; Pectinidae
Product: ficolin-2-like
Exons: 6
Coding region: 1-999 (332 amino acids)
Source: RefSeq, a predicted model, not a curated record